AUGAGGGGACAUCGAAACAAUGAGCUGCCAGAAGACUUCUGGAUACCUGUUCCACUGGACACUAACAACAUCACAUCACUUAGUCCAUUCCUUGUUCCUCAGGACCAUCUGGGGAAUACAGCCACCUUUUAUGGCUUGGCUGCAUUCAUGCUCUUUCUUUUUGUGGUGGGAACGGGCAUUAAUGUCCUCACUAUUGCUUGCACCAUCCAAUACAAGAAGCUCAGGUCCCACCUGAAUUACAUCCUUGUGAACUUGGCAGUGUCAAACCUUCUUGUGUCAUGUGUGGGCUCUUCCACCGCAUUCUGCUGUUUUGCAUCAAGGUAUUUCAUUCUUGGACCAUUGGCAUGCAAGAUUGAAGGUUUCAUGGUGACGCUUGGUGGUAUGGUGAGCCUCUGGUCUCUUGCUGUGAUUGCCUUCGAACGAUGGCUGGUCAUUUGCAAGCCUCUUGGAAACUUUGUUUUUAAACCGGACCAUGCCAUUGCUUGCUGCGUAUUCACAUGGGUGUUUGCAAUAAUUGCCUCAGCCCCACCGCUUUUCGGAUGGAGUAGAUAUAUUCCAGAGGGCCUGCAGUGCUCCUGUGGCCCAGAUUGGUACACCACAAAUAAUAAAUACAACAAUGAAUCCUAUGUGAUGUUUCUCUUUGGCUUCUGCUUUGCUGUUCCCCUUGGCACUAUUAUCUUCUGCUAUGGUCAGCUGCUCAUUACAAUGAAAAUGGCAGCAAGAGCCCAGGCUGAGUCUGCCUCCACUCAGAAAGCAGAGAAGGAAGUGACCAGGAUGGUAGUCAUCAUGGUGAUGGGCUUCCUUGUAUGCUGGCUACCCUAUGCAUCCUUUGCCCUUUGGGUUGUCUUUAACCGUGGGCAGACCUUUGACCUGCGAAUGGCCACCAUACCUUCUUGCUUUUCAAAGAGCUCAGCAGUCUACAACCCAAUCAUCUAUGUUGUCUUCAACAAACAGUUCCGGUCAUGCAUGAUGCAGAUGAUGGGAAUGGGUACUGGUGAAGAAGAGACAUCAUCAUCAACAACAUCAGUGACCGAAGUCUCCAAAGUCGGGCCUGCUUAG
This is a messenger RNA of Syngnathoides biaculeatus (alligator pipefish), 1059 nucleotides long. RefSeq names its product opsin 1 (cone pigments), short-wave-sensitive 2 (gene opn1sw2). Gene Ontology annotation, biological process: G protein-coupled receptor signaling pathway; visual perception; phototransduction. Gene Ontology annotation, cellular component: photoreceptor outer segment; membrane. NCBI's taxonomy places the organism in Eukaryota, Metazoa, Chordata, Actinopteri, Syngnathiformes, Syngnathidae. The transcript is spliced from 5 exons. The record is from RefSeq and is a predicted model, not a curated record. The coding region runs from base 1 to 1059 and encodes 352 amino acids. Gene Ontology annotation, molecular function: G protein-coupled receptor activity.